CAUAAAAGCGGCUCAUGACAGUUUUUCACUCGAAAAUCUCGGAUUGAAGAAAGGUUUUCCGAGGCGAUCAAAUUAUAUUCAGGCAUGUUCCGAUCCUGUUUUCGAAGAAAGAGAUCAAUCCAGGAAAAGGUGGCAAACAAAGGGGAACCUUCCCUGUCUCAGCAGAGUGUCCCGGAUGCUCCUGCUGCUGCUGCCGCACCAGUUUCAGCCCCACCACCAAAGGUGGGAGAAACUACAAACACAAAGAGGAAGAAGAAAUGGCCGACUCACCUCUUCAGUUGGUUUCAGAAGAAGGACUGCGGUGCUGAUUCAAAGACCAGUGAGGCCACUGCAUCGCAGUCAACGAGGAAGCAAUCCUGGUGGCCUUUUAAACUCUUCAAGAGUAAAAACCGGGUCAGUCCAGCAUCCGACUGUGAGGCAUCAAAACAAACAGACCCCAAACAUGCAGCAGGUGGAACUAAUACCAGCACAUCCAGCAGUACCCUUGACGACUGCAAUGAGAACAGUCUGAGAACCGACUACAGAAUAUACAAGUUGAUUCAACUGGUGAACAUCUUGUGUGCAAAUUUGCCAGCAGAUGAAGACUUGCAUGCACGCAUAUUGGAGGAAACUGGGAAACAGCUGCUAGGGGACGACAUGGCUACCAGUGGGAACACAGAAACUCCAGAACCGGAGAAAGUAUCAAACCCGGACGGCCAAAGGACCAGCUACUUUGGGUUUCCAAACAUCGGAAACAGCUGUUAUAUGAACUCCUGCCUUCAGACCCUCCUCAGCCUGCAGGAUUUUAUGAGCAGUAUCAGCUGUCAAGAAAAUUUGUGGGGUUCAGUUCCCAGAGCUGAGCUCUUAAGGCGAUUUACUGACAUCAGGGACUGCCGUCAAUCAGGAGAUUACAGUGUGAAACUCGGCCGCCUGUGCGCCUUUAAAAACACAUUUGCCAUGUAUGCUCCUGAUUACCGUGACAGUGGAGAGAAAGAUGCUCACGAGUUCCUAACUCUGCUGCUGGAUCAGUUCCAAACGAUGUCCUCUGAGCUGCAGAUGACGGCAACGCUCCUGGGCCAAAGUUACACCUGCCCAGUGGAAGACCAUUUUGUUUUCCACAUGGAAAACGUGAGAACAUGCAAGCGCUGUGGAGCUGAGACAUCACACCAGGAGAAGUUCACGAGUUUAUCUCUGGACCUCGUUGGGGGAGGUUCCAUUUUGGACAUGUUAGAGGCUUCCCUGCAGGAAAAAGAGUUGGCGUUUAAGUGCGGGUGCGGAGGGUCGACAUCUGGACUGAAGUCGUCCUUUGAUACGCUGCCAAAAAUCCUCAUCUUGCACCUCAAGAGAUUUUGCAUCACUCCAACAUACAGACUGAGGAAACUGUCUGACCCCAUCGGGCUGCAGAGGGAUUUGAUGGUGACAUCCAAUCAGGGUGGUGGCUGCUAUAGUCUUGUUAGUGUCAUCAGCCAUUAUGGAAACAUACAGACUGGACACUACAUCUCUAAUGCCAUCCAUCCCGAUGACAGUCCAUAUGAACCAACAGAUCGGUGGCUCACAUUUAACGACAAACAUGUCUUUGAAACAACUGGAUCCACCGUUUGCAAGGGACAGAACUGCUUGGCGUACAUCCUGUUUUAUAAGCGCCAUGUCUAGAACUGGAUGCACCAGGAACCAGGAGUGGUCAUCAAGCUACAGAUGGAGGAAGAAUGAACAUCCUAAGCCGCUCUGUCGCUGACUCCUGGAACAACUGGUGGUAACCCCGUGCCUUAGGAGGAAGGGUUCCUCCCAGAGAGCCUGGUUCCUCCCAAGAUUUCUUCCUCCAAGAGGGAGUUUUUUCUUGCCACUGUCGCCCCACAUUCACUGGUCAAGAGAAGCGACCAUCUCAUCAGCAGAGACAUUAUUCAAAUCCCAGAUAGGGUCCACGUCCUGCUGAAAAGACUAGUGCUGCACUGAUAUUAAGUUCAACUUGUUUGUCAAAACAGAAAUUUAUUAAGAUAACGUUAGAAAAGUAAAAUUAAUCAUUUCCAAAUCAGUGCAUCACCAGUAGAGAUGGUUCUUUUCUCGACCCGUGUUUGGCUUGCUCUCUGGGAACAACAAAAAUACUUAUGUAAAAAAAAGUUGAUUUUUUUUUUUUUUUUUACAUAAGUAUUCAAAUAAGUAUAUAAAAAAUUGUAUAUAAAAAAACCAUAAUA
This is a messenger RNA of Archocentrus centrarchus (flier cichlid), 2171 nucleotides long. RefSeq names its product ubiquitin carboxyl-terminal hydrolase 37-like. The record is from RefSeq and is a predicted model, not a curated record. The coding region runs from base 85 to 1632 and encodes 515 amino acids. NCBI's taxonomy places the organism in Eukaryota, Metazoa, Chordata, Actinopteri, Cichliformes, Cichlidae. The transcript has 17 exons. Gene Ontology annotation, cellular component: nucleus; cytosol. Gene Ontology annotation, biological process: protein deubiquitination; G1/S transition of mitotic cell cycle. Gene Ontology annotation, molecular function: cysteine-type deubiquitinase activity.